UUCCUUAUUAUUUCAUCUUCAAUUCAAACAGCCACAAUGGUGGUGGGAAUGCCAAUUACCAUGCAAGCAGGAAGCUCCGGUUACCUCGAGAUGCAUCCUGAUCGCAAAAUUUCCAUGUUCCAAAACCCUUACAUUCUUGGAACCACAUUUGCCGCCGGAAUUGGUGGUCUUCUAUUUGGCUACGAUACAGGUGUGAUAUCUGGUGCACUUUUGUAUAUAAAAGAGGAUUUUGAGAUGGUGAGGAUUAGUAGCUUUAUUCAAGAGUUAAUUGUUGGGAUGGCGUUGUUGGGGGCAAUAUUCGGUGCUGCCAUGGGGGGUGUGAUUAACGAUGCUUGGGGGCGUAAAACAGCAACUAUUAUUGCAGACAUAAACUUCAUAGUUGGAUCACUUAUAAUGGCAGCAGCCCCAAAUCCAUAUGUAAUAAUAGCGGGUCGGUUACUUGUUGGUUUGGGUGUGGGUAUGGCAUCUGUUACUGCACCUGUUUAUAUAGCUGAAGCAUCUCCAACUGAAAUUAGAGGUGGAUUAGUUAGUGCUAAUACACUUAUGGUUACUGGUGGACAGUUUCUUUCUUUUGUUGUCAAUUAUGGUUUGACAAGAGUUCCUGGGACAUGGCGAUGGAUGCUUGCUCUUGCUGGUACCCCUGCUGUUGUUCAACUUCUUCUCAUGUCUUUUCUCCCUGAAUCCCCUAGAUGGCUUUACAUGAAGAAUAGGAAAGAAGAAGCCACUCUUGUACUUUCUAAGAUAUACUCAUCGCCUAGAUUGGAAGACGAGAUCCAAAUUUUGGAAGAUAACUUGGAGAAAGAAAGCAAGAGACAAGUGAAAGUUCAAUACACUGAUGUUUUCAAGUUUAAAGAAAUCAGACUGGCAUUCAUUUGUGGUGCUGGACUUCAAGCAUUUCAACAGUUUGCUGGUAUCAGCAUUGUGAUGUAUUACAGUCCUACAAUCAUUCAGAUGGCUGGAUUCAAAUCCAAUCAAGCGGCUCUCUUUCUUUCACUUUUUGUCUCUGGUAUGAAUGCUGCAGGAACGGUUCUUGGUAUUUACCUUGUCGAUCAUUUGGGGAGGAAAAAGCUUGCUCUUGCUAGUUUAUCAGGUGUCGUUGGAGCAUUGACACUUCUGUCUGCAGCAUGUUAUAUUAUUGGACAGGGUAACACAAAUCACUUGUUUGGUUGGCUUGCUGUUUUCGGAUUGGCCUUGUAUAUUGCUUAA
This is a messenger RNA of Cicer arietinum (chickpea), 1206 nucleotides long. RefSeq names its product inositol transporter 1-like. Lineage: Eukaryota; Viridiplantae; Streptophyta; Magnoliopsida; Fabales; Fabaceae. Gene Ontology annotation, molecular function: transmembrane transporter activity. Gene Ontology annotation, biological process: transmembrane transport. The record is from RefSeq and is a predicted model, not a curated record. Gene Ontology annotation, cellular component: membrane.